This is a messenger RNA of Anopheles maculipalpis, 708 nucleotides long. RefSeq names its product protein lethal(2)essential for life-like. Gene Ontology annotation, molecular function: protein folding chaperone. Gene Ontology annotation, biological process: response to heat; protein refolding. Lineage: Eukaryota; Metazoa; Arthropoda; Insecta; Diptera; Culicidae. The transcript has a single exon. Bases 82 to 708 code for a protein of 208 amino acids. The record is from RefSeq and is a predicted model, not a curated record.
AAUCUUGUCUGAAAGGAUAUAUUCCAAGUGAACGAAACCGGUGAAAAGUGUGAGGUGAAAGUAAUCAAUACAACAGUGAAAAUGUCGAUCAUCCCGAUUUUCUUCCGCAACUGGUGGGACGACGAGUGGGACCGUCCGCUGUGGAGCUCCCGUCUGUUGGACCAGCACUUUGGCAGUGGUGUGACUGCGGACGAUCUUCUCAACGCUCUGGUAUCGGUGACGGACCGUCGACUUCCGUCCCAGUCCCAACAACAGCUGGCAAGUCGGUACAAUCGUCCAUGGCAUAGCUCGUGUGUGGCCAGCAAUCGAGACAGUGGAUCGACGGUAAAUGUCACCAACGACAAGUUCCAGAUCAGUCUCGAUGUGCAACAGUUCUCGCCGGAGGAGAUCUCGGUGAAGUACGUGGAUAAUUCCGUCGUGGUGGAGGGCAAACACGAGGAGAAGCAGGACGAGCAUGGUUACAUCUCGCGACACUUUGUGCGGCGUUACAUGCUACCAAAGGGCCACAAUGAGGCGGAUAUCGUGUCGUCGCUCUCGUCGGACGGUAUCCUUACCAUUAGCUGUCCCAGAAAGGAGAUCGAGCAGAAAAAGCCAGAACGUAGCAUUCCGAUCACGCACACAGGACAGCCGGUGAAGCAGGUCACCGAGAAAGCUACAACCGUACAAAAUGGCCAAAGCAAGAAGGAGGGAGAGACCAUGGAGUCAUGA